GACCUCAGUACUCCGCGGAGAGUGCACCGCUACUCACACACUCAGUCACACACACCUCACUCACACAGAACUUUGGCAGACUCCACUUCUCCACCAGCUCAUCUAUGGAGGAACCUGGUUCCGAAUGUAUCUUUUAAUCCUCGCGGACCGUUGCGUGCUGCGUUCACGGACCGUGGAAAACCUCCGGUGAUGUCACACUGUUGGAUCUCGGACUCUCGCUGAAAGUCAGGAAAGUGACUCUAAAGUUGGAUUGUUUCCCCAAAUAUUGAGUCAUGACUUAAAAAGCCGCUGUCCAGCAGGUCUGUGUGCCACCAGGAGGAGGAUGGACAGCAUGGAUAUCCUGAAGAUUCUUCUCUUCUUAUUUGAGGCUGUUCUCCUGAGCGACUGUGCCAGAGGACCUCCCCGUGUAUCUGACAAGGUGGUCCACCGACAGACAGCUCGGAUCGGGAGUGCCAUCAAGCUGCCUUGCCCAGUGGAAGGCGACCCUCCUCCCCUCAUAAUGUGGACCAAAGACGGCCGCAACAUCCACAGCGGCUGGAUCCGUUUCCGGGUCCUGCGAAUGGGCUUGAAGAUAAAGGAAGUGGAGGCAGAUGACACCGGCACCUACAUCUGCAAGGCUACCAAUGGAUUUGGGAGCGUCAACGUCAACUACACGCUCAUCGUGAUCGAUGACUCCAGUUCUCAGACGACGGGACUCGGGUCCACGGAGGGAGCGGUACCAACAGGUUCCGAUGGAUUGCCGGAGAAACUGGUGCGUCCGCGUUUCACUCAACCCACCAAGAUGAGGAAGCGGGUCAUCGCCCGCCCGGUGGGCAGCUCAGUGCGGCUCAAGUGCACCGCCAGUGGGACUCCUCGCCCGGUGAUCGUUUGGAUGAAGGACGAGCGGCCGCUGACGGCGCAGGAGGUGGGCGAGGGGCGCCAGCAGAAGUGGACCCUGACCCUGAAGAACCUGACGCCAGAAAACAGCGGCAGAUACACCUGCAGGGUCUUCAACCGUGCCGGAGAGAUCAACGCCACCUAUAAGGUGGAAGUCAUACAAAGAACAAACUCCAAACCGGUCCUCACAGGAACGCACCCCGUCAACACCACAGUGGACUACGGCGGCACCACAUCCUUCCAGUGCAAGGUGCGGAGCGACGUGAAGCCGGUCAUCAAGUGGCUGAAGCGGAUGGAAACGAACGACGAGAGCCGCUUCAAUUCCACCAUCGAGGUGGGAGAGCACCGCUUCACGGUUCUGCCCACGGGCGAGGUCUGGUCCCGACCCGACGGAUCGUACCUCAACAAGUUGCUCAUCACUCGCGCCAAAGAGGAGGACGCCGGCAUGUACAUCUGCUUAGCUGCAAACACCAUGGGCUACCGCUUCCGCAGCGCCUUCCUCAUCGUGAUGCCCGACACCAAGACUCCCAUCAUGCCUAUAUUCUCUCAGUCCUCCAGCGCCCUCCCCUGGCCAGUCAUCAUCGGCAUUCCUGCCGGCAUUGUCUUCAUAUUCGGAACAGUCCUGCUCUGGUUCUGCCAGAGUCGGAAACACUGCCCGCCCUCCAGCGCUCCGGCCUCCGCCUCCUCAGUCCUCCACUCUUCUCACCGGCCGCCCUUCCGGGACCGAGCAGCUCUGUCGUCCGGGUCGUCCAGCCCGGAGAAGGACUGCAUGACCUCCAUGAACUACGAGGAGUACCUGGCCCAGCAGCAGCUCCUCUUGAGUCAACCGGGACCUACGAUCCCCCCCAAAAUAUAUCCCAAAAUCUACACCGACGUUCACACGCACACUCAUUCACACGUGGACGGGAAAGUACACCAGCACCAGCACAUCCACUUCCAGUGUUAACCCUGGCACCAUGCUCUACACAAGGGACGCACAGCAACUGUGAGAGUUUUGGGAGUCACAUGCCACUAUGACUCCAAGGAGCUGAGGGUCACCUGGUUGAGACUUUUAAAGUGGGGACAGUUGGUCAAGGCUGCCUGAAGUUGCCAAAAGACAAUGACUCAGAGCCCUGUGAUUCAGCAGGUGACUGGAACCGUCUCCUGCCUGUGAGGUGGUGCGCUUGGCUGGAUGUGAACUCAGGUUCUUCCCUCUUGUGCAUGUUUGGACUGCUGACCACUAUCCUCCGUGACGGUCUCGGUCCUGAGACCUCACGUCACGUCAAGUUCUCCUUUUUUUUUAGUCCAGCUAUCAAGUAUUUAAUUUAUUUUGUUAAAGUGUAUCAGAAGUUUAUUUUCCAGAGUUGUAUGUUGUUACUUUUGUCACCUCGUUUACUCGUAUUUAGGUCAUUCUUUGAUGAUUCAUUAAAUGAACUGAAGAACUCGU
Synchiropus splendidus (mandarinfish) is the source of this 2302-nucleotide messenger RNA. Its product is annotated as fibroblast growth factor receptor-like 1. The record is from RefSeq and is a predicted model, not a curated record. Gene Ontology annotation, molecular function: fibroblast growth factor receptor activity; fibroblast growth factor binding. Lineage: Eukaryota; Metazoa; Chordata; Actinopteri; Syngnathiformes; Callionymidae. The coding region runs from base 323 to 1822 and encodes 499 amino acids. Gene Ontology annotation, cellular component: plasma membrane. The transcript is spliced from 7 exons.